AUUUGUAAUCAUCAAGUAUGACUUGUUUAAUUGGUGAAAUGGAACAACUUAUUAGCAAUGAAAUGUUAUUAUCUACUGCACCGAAUCCUUCAUCUAAUGGUCAAACUACUCGAUUAGGAACCAAUGCGUUAAGUACAAUUUUUUUAAUUGUCAAUGCUACUCUAGGAGCUGGUCUUUUAAAUUUUCCACAGGCAUUUGAUAAAACUGGAGGAUUAAUCACUGCCAUUGGUACACAACUUAUAUUGCUCAUCUUUAUUGCAGCUGCACUAAUAAUUUUAGCAAAUUGCAGUGAUAUUACAAAUACAUCUUCUAUGCAAGAUAUGUUUGCAAAGCUUUAUGGACAAAAGUCACUCUUUUUAUGUGCUUUGUGUGUUACAAUAUAUAGCUUUGGGUGUUGUUUGACAUUUCUAAUAAUUGUUGGUGACCAAUUUGACAGAGUUUUAGCAACAUAUUAUGGACUUGAUUACUGUCAUACAUGGUAUUUAGCCAGACCAUUUGUUACAGCUAUAACAUGUAGUAUAUUUAUAUUACCUUUAUGUUUUUUUAAAACAUUGAAUGCUCUAAGUUAUACUAGUUCCAUUGGUUGUAUAACUAUUUGCUAUGUAGUAUGGUUGGUCUUCUAUAAAAAUUUCACAAAAGUUGAAUCUCCUGUUAAUCCCAUGAAAAUAUGGCCUGAUAAUGGAUUUGAAGUGCUUCAGAUAAUUCCAGUAAUUUGUUUUGCAUAUCAGAGUCAUAUGACAGCAAUACCAAUGUAUGCUUGUAUGAAAGAGAGAAAUAUUGGAAAAUUUACAUUGUGUGCUAUACUAAGCAUGAUCAUUUGUUUUACUGCUUACACACUAGUUGGUAUUUGUGGAUAUGCAACAUUUGGUGCUGGAAAAGUACCCAGUGAUAUACUUCAAGGUUAUACAGACAGAAGUGUAAUUCUUCUUGUAGCCAUUAUAUUCAUAGCAAUUAAAAAUUUUACCACAUAUCCAAUUGUUUUAUACUGUGGUCGCGAUGCUUUGUUAAGUCUUUUAGGAAUGGAUAUUAAUGUAACUAUUAAAGUCAGAGUUUUUGUUACAUUGAUCUGGUAUAUAUUGUCUCUAAUAAUUGCAAUAUUAGUGCCAGAUAUUUCGCCGAUUAUUAAUUUACUAGGGGCAUUAUCGGCAGCUUUUAUUUUUAUCUUUCCAGGCAUUUGUUUAUUUCAAAGUACACUUUUAAAAGAUUCAGAAUUACAUUUAAAUAAAGACCGAUUGCUGAUAUUUUUCGCAAUUUUUCUUACUGCGCUUGGUGCAUUUGUAUCUGGCGUUGUAUUUGUAGAAGCUGUCGAAGAUUUGCAUCUAACAUCAAAACAAGUUCCAUUGGUAACUGGUUUUAGGCAAUUAAGAGAAAGUUUAUGUACUUAA
Messenger RNA from Habropoda laboriosa, 1385 nucleotides. Its product is annotated as putative sodium-coupled neutral amino acid transporter 7. Gene Ontology annotation, molecular function: amino acid transmembrane transporter activity. NCBI's taxonomy places the organism in Eukaryota, Metazoa, Arthropoda, Insecta, Hymenoptera, Apidae. The coding region runs from base 18 to 1385 and encodes 455 amino acids. Gene Ontology annotation, biological process: amino acid transmembrane transport. The record is from RefSeq and is a predicted model, not a curated record. The transcript has 4 exons.